Messenger RNA from Seriola dumerili (greater amberjack), 3527 nucleotides. It is a transcript of the gene hmmr, whose product is annotated as hyaluronan mediated motility receptor-like. The transcript is spliced from 20 exons. Gene Ontology annotation, molecular function: hyaluronic acid binding. NCBI's taxonomy places the organism in Eukaryota, Metazoa, Chordata, Actinopteri, Carangiformes, Carangidae. The coding region runs from base 1 to 3126 and encodes 1041 amino acids. The record is from RefSeq and is a predicted model, not a curated record. Gene Ontology annotation, cellular component: membrane.
AUGUCUUUUUCAAGAGCUCCAUUGAAAAGGUUCAACGAGCACGUAGGUUGUGCCCCUCCACCGGGAUCCUAUGAGAUUAAACCUGGGGACCCGAAGGGAGCUGCGUCCUUCGACAAAUCUGAUCGAUUUAGACCUCUCAAGGCAGCCGCUGGGGCUGCUAUGCCUCCACCAUCGCCUUCCAGAAAUGUCCUGGCGUCACCUGUCCGUAGGACUAUGUCGGUUGAUGGUCUUGUUGAAGGGUCAAGUGUAAAGAAAGAGAGGAAUGGCAUGACCAUGGAAAGAAAACAGCAGAAACUCUUGGAGAAAGAGAUAAGGUCCCUGGUUCAGCAGCGGGGGGAGCAGGACCGUCAGUUGCUGGCCUUGGAAGAGGAGCUGAAGAAGGUGGAGGCCAAGCUGCUGGCCACAGUCAGGGAGAAGACAGGCCUUGCUGCCAGUGUUACCACACUUGAAAGACAGCGGACUGAGCUCAAGAAAGUUAAUGAGUUCCUCAAAAACAAGGUUUCUGCUGACACUACAAAAAAGAGAAUCAAUUCUCUAACAAUGGAGCUGAUGGAAGCCAGGAACACUUUGGAUGUUAAAAACAAGGAGUUAAGUGUCCUGCAGAUUAACACUGAAGGCCACCUGAAGGCCCUAGAAACUGACCUCCAGGCUGCCAGGGCUACUGUUACAGCUCUAAAGGACAGGAACAAGGACUUGGAGGACCUACAUCAAGUGACGAAAAUCCAUAACGAAGAGCUGGAGAAUGAGAAUGCUAAGUUACAUGCCAUGAUACGGGAGCUGAGGGAGGAAAUCAGAGUCUUGCAGGGAUACCUGGACACAGCCAAUGAUCAAAUCCAGGAUCUACGCUUGAAACUCCAAGAAAAGACACAGGAGAACACUGUCGCAGGUUCUCAGUUGGAGAAAGUAAAGCACCUAAAACCCCAACUAGAGCAGCACAUGACUGAGCUAGAAACCACUCAAGAUGUGUUGAGGCUUAAAAAGGAGGAGGCACAGAAAUGCCAGCAAGAACUGCAGGCGUCAAAGGAUGCUUUACGGAAUGUGGAGAAGAGGUUGGAGGACCAAGAGCUGGAGCUAAAGUCUGCGCAAAAGUCAGUGAGUGACAUGGAGGAGCAAAUGAAGUUGGCCAACCAAGAAGUUCACGAUUCUCAAGCGACAGUUCGGCAGCAGGAGGCGGAGCUCGCUAGACUAAGGGAGGUGCUCAGACGGACAGAGAAGGAGCUAGAUGAGAGAGUGGCUCAUCUUGAACAGCGGUGUCUUUUCUCUGAGGAAGAGAGAAGCAAGACUCAGGAGGAGGGGCUGAGGAGAGUGCAGGAGUUAAAGACAGAGCUCAACGUGCUAACGGAGGUUAAAAGAGACGAGAAAAAGAAACACAUUCAGCUCCAGCAAGAAAAUGCUGCUCUUACUGAGGAACUGACAAAAGAAAAGGUCACACAACACUCCCUGUCUGUGCUGGUGGAGCAGGAGAGGGAGGAGUCCGAGGAGCGGUUUAGACAGUUAAAGGAGGAGACGGAGGAGGUGCUGGGAGAGCUCGCUCUCUUGGAGGAGCAGGAGCAGAGGAGGCAGGAGAUGGCGGAAAAGAGCCAGGAGACCCUCCAGAGGCUGCAGGAGGAAAACAGUGAGCUGGAGAGAAGACUGAGUGAUACCAGGGCACUGAUGGAGAGUAAGAGCAAUGAUGUGGCAGCUUUGGAAGAGGAGCAUUUAGCAGCCAAGAGAGAACUCCAAGAAGCACAAACAAAUUCACUGAGCAAGAUGGGAGAAAUUGUCACAGAGCUGGAAAGUGCCAAAGAGGCUCUAAAGGGAGCAGAGGAGAGACAGAGAGAACUGGAAGAGGAGGUGGAGAGAGUGACCCAGCAGAUGAAGGAGGAGAUGGACAAAGUGAUUAAGCAGAAAGAAGAGGAAAUCCAGAGAGUGAAAGAGGGGUUAGAGGAGCAUGAGGAGAGACAGCUUGCUGAAGCAAAAGCCAGGGAGGAGAAUGCGAGACUUUUGCUGGAGGUGCAGACUCACCUUGCACAGAAAGAUGAGAAGAUGAAGACCAUGGAGAUGAAUCACGCUGGUCUGAUCAGUCAGUUACAGCAGGAGCUACAGAUGCAGACAAAGGAGAAAGAAGACGCUCUGGGGGAACUGGAGGAACAGAGAAGUCAGAGUGUUGCUCAGCUCCAAAAUGAGAAGGAAAAGGUACAGAAAUUACUAAAGGAGGUCAGCCUGGAAAAAGAGGAAAUGAUGGAACAGCUUCAACAAGAAAGAGAGCAGAGAGUUAAAAUUCAAACAGCCCGUCAAGAGGAAAGGGGAGCAUGGGAGGUUGAAAGGAAAGACCACCAGCAGGUCAGGUCAGAAGUGCUCAGACUAAAGGCCGAUCUUGAGAGAGUAGACGAGGAAAAGAAGAAUCUUCUGUCUCAAGUAGAAGUCAAAGACCGGUCCAAGCUCGCUCUUGAAGAUCGGCUAAACGUGGCAGAGCAGGAGAGAAACCAGCUUCAGUCUCGCCUAGAUGAUGUUGAACGUGAAGAGUGUGUGACCAUCCAGACCCAGUUAGACCUCAUGGAGGCCAUGCAGGGCGAGCUGGAAGAGCAACGACAAGACAGACGGGCCCUGCAGGAGCAGGUAGACGUACUGACUCAGGAGAAGGUUACACUGCAGUGGGAGAUGGAGGAGCAGCGACAGGAGCUCCAAAGACAAAUAACAGAAGCACAAGAGAAAAGCUCUCCAAGUUCAGAGACAGAACACUGGAGGAAACGAUAUGAGGAGCUGUUUGCUAAAGUCAGGCCCUUCCAGGAACAGCUCAAUGCGUUUGCAGCAGAGCGAAAUGCACUCCUCAAUGAGAACGGGACAAACCAGGAGGAGUUAAACAAGUUGGCUGACGCUUACGCUCGCCUGCUGGGCCACCAGAACCAGAAGCAGAAGAUCAAACAUGUCAUGAAGCUGAAAGAUGAGAACAUCUCCCUGAAACAGGAGGUGUCUAAGCUUCGCUCCCAGGUGAGCCGGCAGAAGAGUGAUCUGGAGCAGCUGAAGUCAAAACUCCCUGGUGCUCCCCGCCGAAGGUUUGAUCCAAGCAAAGCUUUCCAACACGACAAGGAAAACAGGCAAACUGAAGCAAGUGAACCUUUUAAAGAAGGGAAUCAUUAUGCAUAAUGGAGGUCGUCUACCAAACAAGAACUGACAACUAAUUGGCUGACAAAUUUAGUUUCUAGGGUUUGGUCUUUUGAAUACUUAGCAACCUCUAACAUGUGUUAAUCAUUGUUCCCACAUGCCGAUGCUUUACAAUCCUUUGUGUUGCAUAAAGAGCCUGAAUAUUUUUCUGUUUUGAUUUUUAAAAAAGAAGUGUGUGUGCGUGUGCGUGCGUGUGUACAAGAGUAAUGUGUGAAAAUAACGAGGACAUGGAUGGAAAACUUAAGUGCUCACAAUCCAGAGCACAUAGUUGCAAUAAAAAUGUAAGAUGUGUUUUACUGUUAACUGCAUUUUCGAAUUUUAACUUUGUAACUUUUUAUAGAAAUCUUAGUGCAGCAGAAGCAAUUACUAUUUCAUGUGGAAUA